Pogonomyrmex barbatus (red harvester ant) is the source of this 741-nucleotide messenger RNA. RefSeq lists its product as uncharacterized. Gene Ontology annotation, molecular function: DNA-binding transcription factor activity, RNA polymerase II-specific; RNA polymerase II cis-regulatory region sequence-specific DNA binding. NCBI's taxonomy places the organism in Eukaryota, Metazoa, Arthropoda, Insecta, Hymenoptera, Formicidae. The record is from RefSeq and is a predicted model, not a curated record. Gene Ontology annotation, biological process: regulation of DNA-templated transcription.
GCCUAUUAUCAAGUAGUUGUUAGGAUGUUAGAAUCAUGUGAAGCAGUUAUAGUUCUAAAAGGAGAAACGAAAGCUCGAGUGCGGGCGGCGUGGGAUUAUAGGAAUCGCACAGACAGGCCUGUGAACACGUGCGAAAAUCUCGUGUCUCGACGUUUGCGCCCACGGCAUCGAUCGUUCUUUCGUUUAGCGCUUCUCGCGUCAGGAAAAUCCGAUUUCUCCAGUCUUCCCCUCAUCCUUUCGACUCUUUCCUGGGAUGUUCGCCAUCAUGAUGGCGAUUGCGAACGUGCCGAGUUUUGAGAGACGAUCACGGCAAUGGCCGAGGUUCUUUUUAAAGCAGAAAAGAACUCUCUUUGACUUUCUACCCGCCGAUACAACUGGCGGCGCAUUCAAUUCGCUAACGAGCGACCGUGAUUAGCCGGCCACUGUCCAAGGGUUGGCCUAUUCCUCACCAUUCACCCUCUCAUUACCCGCGAACCCCAGUAAUUUCACGGGACAGUCGGUCUAAAUUAGCCGGCCGGUUUAUACGCCGGGACGUUCGAGGCAUUCCUAGUGAACCUGAAAAGCCGUCAACUCCCAGACGCACGCCGAGCGAUCCGAUGUGGUUCGAUUUCUUUGUUGAUCAGUCGUAUUAUAGCGCGAGAUGAUUUACUGCAGCUGGAACCAAUUGCGUUUAAUGCUACAAUCUUUACAUACUCGUUGCAAAGCUAGUUUAAAGUUGCAUAGCGACACUACGCGAUGUUA